Dromiciops gliroides (monito del monte) is the source of this 4300-nucleotide messenger RNA. It is a transcript of the gene CDS1, whose product is annotated as CDP-diacylglycerol synthase 1. The record is from RefSeq and is a predicted model, not a curated record. Gene Ontology annotation, cellular component: endoplasmic reticulum membrane. The transcript is spliced from 13 exons. Bases 110 to 1507 code for a protein of 465 amino acids. Gene Ontology annotation, molecular function: phosphatidate cytidylyltransferase activity. Lineage: Eukaryota; Metazoa; Chordata; Mammalia; Microbiotheria; Microbiotheriidae.
GGGGGAUCUAGGCGCGGGGACCCGUGGGCGGCGGCGACCGAGUAGUAGCGGCGGCGGCGGGUGCGGGCGGACGGCAGCGCGGCGGCCAGGUGUCGGGGCCGGCGGAGCCAUGGGCGAGAGGGAGAGGAAGAUGUUGGAGCUGAGGCACCGGGCGGGAGGCGGCCUCGGCCCGGGGGCGGCGGCCCGCGAAGGAGACGGCGCUGGCGGCGACCACGAAGCGGAGAGCACCAGCGACAAGGAAACUGAUAUUGAUGAUAAAUAUGGAGAUUUGGAUUCCAGAACUGAUUCUGACAUCCCAGAAGUUCCACCAUCCUCAGACAGAACCCCUGAAGUGCUUAAAAAAGCUCUAUCUGGCUUAUCUGCAAGGUGGAAAAAUUGGUGGAUUCGUGGAAUUCUUACUCUGACUAUGAUUUCAUUAUUUUUCCUGAUCAUCUACAUGGGAUCAUUUAUGUUGAUGCUUCUUGUGUUGGGCAUCCAAGUAAAAUGCUUCCAUGAAAUUAUUACCAUAGGAUAUAGAGUCUAUCGUUCUUAUGAGCUACCAUGGUUUAGAACACUAAGCUGGUAUUUUUUACUGUGUGUGAACUACUUUUUCUAUGGAGAGACUGUAGCAGAUUAUUUUGCUACAUUUGUUCAAAGAGAAGAGCAACUUCAGUUCCUUAUUCGCUACCAUCGAUUUAUAUCAUUUGCACUAUAUCUGGCAGGUUUCUGCAUGUUUGUACUCAGCUUAGUGAAGAAACAUUAUCGUCUUCAGUUUUACAUGUUCGCAUGGACUCAUGUCACUUUGCUGAUAACUGUAACUCAGUCUCAUCUUGUCAUCCAAAAUCUGUUCGAAGGCAUGAUAUGGUUUCUUGUUCCAAUCUCAAGUGUUAUCUGCAAUGAUAUUACAGCUUACCUUUUUGGAUUCUUCUUUGGGAGAACUCCUUUAAUUAAGCUAUCUCCUAAAAAGACUUGGGAAGGAUUCAUUGGAGGAUUCUUUUCUACAGUUGUUUUUGGAUUCAUUGCUGCCUACUUUUUAGCAAAGUACCAAUACUUUGUUUGUCCGGUAGAGUACAGAAGUGAAGUCAAUUCCUUUGUCACUGAGUGUGAACCUUCAGAACUUUUCCAGCUUCAGACUUACUCUGUUCCUCCCUUAUUGAGGGGAGUGUUGAGAUGGGAUAAAGUCAGUUUAUAUCCAUUCCAGAUACACAGCAUUGCACUUUCAACGUUUGCAUCUUUAAUUGGUCCAUUUGGAGGUUUCUUUGCUAGUGGAUUCAAAAGGGCUUUUAAAAUUAAGGAUUUUGCAAACACCAUUCCUGGACAUGGAGGAAUAAUGGAUAGAUUUGAUUGUCAGUAUUUGAUGGCAACUUUUGUGCACGUGUAUAUCACCAGUUUCAUCAGGGGUCCAAAUCCCAGCAAAGUACUGCAGCAGCUGUUAGUGCUUCAGCCAGAGCAACAGUUGAACAUCUAUAAAACCCUGAAAUCUCAUCUCAUUGAGAAAGGACUCCUCCAGCCAUCUCUGAAGUUAUAGCUGGACCCAAGAGGAACUUUAAGCAAUUCUAUAGAAAAGCACUGAUAUAUAUUUUGCACCUGUCUAGAAAAAAUGAUUUAAUAUGCAGUAAAUUGAGGUUUUUAAAGACAUGAAUGUUACUUCUCUAAAUUACUGUGAAUAUUUAAUAAACAUUUGAUCCAAGUAUGAAAUAUGUAACAGAUUGCCUGCAAAAUAUCCUAUAUUUUUUCUAGUGUAUCUCAUGAUAUUGACAAGAUAUCCCACUCCUUACUGGCAGGGUUUCAAAACAGAAGAACUCAGUCUCAAAUGUAUAAAGUAAGGAAAUGUUAGCUGUCCUUUGCCCAGGUAUUUGCUCAUACAGUUCAAAAUAGCCCUUUUCUUUAAAGGUUUUAUAGUACAGUAGAAAAUCAGUUUGACCAAUAGAUUCUUGUGUUUUAUUCUAAAAUAUUUUCUCUAGGAUAACUGUGUUACUAAGGCAUGAAUAUACUUAGUAUAACUGAAGAGAAUAAAAUCAUUUGUCAGGCAAAAAGGUAUUUUUUUAAGAUGAGGGUAAAAUAAAGAAGCUAAUAUAUGUCUUAUCAGACAAUUGGCCAGCAUUUAACUCUUUCUAUUAAAUUGUGAGUAAUGCUCUAGUAGAAUCAGUGAGACUCAAGGAAAAUGGGAGGAGCAUUCUAUUUCUGCCCUAGGUACCUGCUGUCACAAACACUCCUUUGGGGAAUUGGAUUCUUAUCCAUGGUCACAGUCCAAAACAAAAGACUACAGUUUAGUUAACACACAUAUGGCAGAAUAUUUGCUGCCCUUUUCAUUUUCCCUUCCCCGGCUGUGUUGGCCUUAUCAGAGAGAUUGACUCCAUGCUAUGGCACCAGGGGGUGGCUUCUGCACCAUUGUAUCAUGAUCCAUAUUUAAAGUCAUGAGUAAGUCAAUAGGCUUGAGGAAGAAGACUUCCGACCCAGAACAGAAAGCCCAGGAAGGCCAAGCCUUAGCUUUGCUGUACUGGAAACCUGAACCUGAUUACUUUUCUCAUAAAUGGAUCUGAACAAACAACUGAUGCUGUAAAAGCUCUCACUCUAUUUAUUUCAUUUACUGGUUGGAGCUAACAAUACUUCAAGAAAGUUAGUGUGCUUGGAUAAAACUAUGUUGGGAAUAACAGAUGUGUUUGUAAAGAUCAUUGCACUAAUAAAAACAGCAAAUAUUUUUGUUGAUGUCCAUUAAAUUCCAAUCACUUUUGAACAUGUAAAGUGAGAAGUUGCAUUUAUCCUUGGGCACUAUGUAAGUAUUCUAUAAAUAGCCUCGUCAUAUGUUCUCUGUUUCCAAGAGAGAAAUGGUUGAAUGAAGAGCUAAGAAUUACACUCUUAGUCCUACAUUCAUCUGGUUAUUAUUGAAAUGAGUACAAUCAGCAAUAUUUCAUUGUGCUUUUCCGUAAAAAUCUAGAAAUGGCAUUGGAAAAUUCUUUGAUAGGAAGACAAGUUUCAGAAUCAGGCUACUUGCCAUUUUUCUGGUUUUUUUCUCUCUCUGUCUUAUCAAUCACUAAUAAAAACACUUUGUAUAUAUGUAACCAUGCAUAUAUGGUAGCUUUGUAAAUUAAGCCUAUAUAUAUAUAUAUAUGUAUAUAUGUAUGUAUGAAAGUGUGUAUAUGUUUAUCAGGAAGCUUAUGUAUGUUUUUAAUUGGUUGUUACAUACAUACACAUGUGCAUAUAUAUAGAAAAAUCUAAAUUUGAAUUAGUUUGGGAAAAAUAUAAAUGAGAAGUCAUUAAAUAAUUUAGAUGUUAUGAAAUGAUUAAAAGAGUAAAGUAGCUAUCUUUCAAACACUGAAAUGUAUUAUAAAAAUAUAAAGUUAUGAUGACCUUUUAGAGUUAUAGUUAUGACUUCAAUUUGGGUAUAUAUUCUAUAUGUAAAAACAGUCUUAAUUUUUAUUUUAACAGAGCUAUAAAGAUUUCACUUUUUUAGAGUAAUUUUAUAGCAUGUAUCUUAAAAUAGAGUCUAUUUUAACAAAUGCAACCUAUCCAAGUGGAUCAUUUUUAUAUUUACACUGUGAAGAAAUAAAUAUUUCAAGAUAGUAAUUGUGAUGGUAAGAACAAAGGCAGGAUCUUCCUUUUCAGCCAUAAUAAUGGUCAAUUAUUCUGAAUUUACUUUUUUUAAAAAUUGUUCUAAUUAUUGUUUUCUGCUUUUACAUUUUUUGGUUUAUAUUUUAACCUGUGGAAGGCAGGAAACUUAUUUCCUCUUAGUGAUUUCCUCCCCUUGGUUCAUAAGUAUGUCUUUGCUAGAUCUGCUUUUCCAUUGGUGGCUUCUCUUCAUUUGCAUUUGAUUUUUACAAGGAUGUCCUACCUUGUUCAACAGAAGAUGUAGAAACAAUGUAGAUAGCGUGUAAAGGUGCCAGCUUAUUAUGUGUGCUCUGAUUGGUUGCCUAAAUCUUCUAAAGCUGGGUUGAGGAAGAAAUAAAACUUAAAACUGCAUUAGAAACUCGUGUAGUUUUCUCCUUAUAGUUGGAUAGAAAUGUCCUUAAUGUUUCUGCACUACUAAAAAUUAUUUCACUUUGCAAAUCUUAUUCAAGUGUCUGAUGAGGGACUUGGGGGAGCAGAAGUUAAUCACAUUUCAGUAAUCACUUGAAGGUACACAGAAAUCGGAUAUCCCAAAUUACAGGGAACUAUGUCAUUCUACUUUAGACAUUUGGGCAGAAAAUAUGAGCAGUUUCCAAAGUUAGAUGUAGAUACUCUCAACCACCUGAAAAAAGCUUCGAAAGUCAAACAGGAUUUUACAGUUAUUCCUGGAGGUGACAGCGAACCACUGGACUUGGUUGAAUGGAUAGGAUGAGGG